Molecule: messenger RNA, 771 nt
Organism: Epinephelus fuscoguttatus (brown-marbled grouper)
Lineage: Eukaryota; Metazoa; Chordata; Actinopteri; Perciformes; Serranidae
Gene: mespaa
Product: mesoderm posterior aa
Biological process (GO): mesoderm formation; heart morphogenesis; regulation of transcription by RNA polymerase II
Cellular component (GO): nucleus
Molecular function (GO): DNA-binding transcription factor activity, RNA polymerase II-specific; protein dimerization activity; RNA polymerase II cis-regulatory region sequence-specific DNA binding
Source: RefSeq, a predicted model, not a curated record
AUGGAUGUGUCCUACUGCUCUCCUCUCCAGCUCCAGGAUGACUCUUUCCUGUUUGACUGCAAGACCCUGCUGGACAAGUCUUACGAUCCUCUGGCCUAUGAUCCAGCCUCAGAUACUGGUUACUUCAGUGCUGGCAGCAGCCUGUCUCCCACCUCUUCUGUGGACUCCUUCUGCUUCUCCCCCACCUCCCUCCAGGCUGCUGGAAUUGAACAAAAUGUUUUGGAGUGUUUUGUCUUCAAAAGCCCUGCAGCACCUGGUCUUACCCAUGAGAAUCAGACUCUGCCCUGCUCCAAAUCCUCCACAGCUGCCUCCACCACAAAGAAAUCCAGGUCCAGGUAUCCGGGGAAGAAGCGCCAGACAGCCAGGAGAGAGAAGCUGAGGAUGAGGGAUCUGACCAAGGCCCUGCAUCACCUCAGGAAAUACCUGCCGCCCUCAGUGGCACCAGCCGGACAGACCCUGACCAAGAUCGAGACGCUGCGCCUCACCAUCCGCUACAUCUCCUACCUGUCCGCUCAGCUGGGCCUCAGCGAGGAGGUGCUGGAGCAGAGAUCCUCAGGCUUUGUGGAGCAUCCCCCAACCCUUAGCCAGUUCCUGGGUCAGCCAAUGGCCAGCUACAGCCCACAGGAACCAGACUGUCACACAGCGAGCACAGCCCAGCUGUCCUCUCUGCAGCCCUCGUAUCAGGUUCCUAGCGGAGUUUGCUCCACCAGUCAGCAAUACUGGAUGCCACAGCAACAACUUCAAAACGCCACCUUCUCUGGACAGUGCUGA